Molecule: messenger RNA, 285 nt
Organism: Dovyalis caffra
Lineage: Eukaryota; Viridiplantae; Streptophyta; Magnoliopsida; Malpighiales; Salicaceae
Source: the annotation of a GenBank genome assembly
AUGUCUUAUUACAGUGGUUGCAUGGAUUCCCACAAGCCUCACUUUCUUGAAGCUUGUUUUCUCUGCCGCAAACCCCUUGGUUGUAACUCCGACAUCUUCAUGUACAGAGGGAACACACCAUUUUGUAGCAAGGAGUGCAGGCAAGAACAAAUAGAGAUUGAUGAAUCUAUUGAUAAGAAGAGCUGGAAAAUGUCAUCUUCCUCCUCUAGAUCUAUCAGAAAAUCAGAUCCCAAGGAUUCUACACCUAAUAAGACUGUACGGACAGGCACAGUUGCUGUUGCUUGA